Panicum hallii is the source of this 657-nucleotide messenger RNA. Its product is annotated as G-type lectin S-receptor-like serine/threonine-protein kinase At2g19130. The coding region runs from base 1 to 657 and encodes 218 amino acids. The transcript has a single exon. The record is from RefSeq and is a predicted model, not a curated record. NCBI's taxonomy places the organism in Eukaryota, Viridiplantae, Streptophyta, Magnoliopsida, Poales, Poaceae. Gene Ontology annotation, molecular function: protein kinase activity; ATP binding. Gene Ontology annotation, biological process: protein phosphorylation.
AUGCUCGUCUACGAGUACAUGCCCAACGGCUCACUGGACUCCUACCUCUUCGGGAGCAGCCCGUGCCCGAGCUGGCACGACCGCUACGCCAUCAUGCUCAGCAUCACCAGGGGGCUGUCCUACCUGCAAGAGGGUUGCCGCGAGCGUAUCAUACAUGGCGACAUCAAGCUGGAGAACAUACUGCUGGACAAGGACCUGUGCCCGAAGAUCGCCGACUUCGGGAUGGCGAAGCUGGUGGGGAGGGACUUCAGCCGGGUCUUGACGACGAUGCCGGGCACCAUUGGAUACCUCGCCCCCGAGUGGAUCUCCGGGCUGCCGAUCAGCGCCAAGGCGGACGUGUACAGCUUUGGAAUGGUGCUCUUCGAGCUUAUCUCGGGGCGGCGCAACGCCGAGAGCUACAACGAUGGCGACGGUGAUGGCACGGAAGCAAGGGCAGCAGGGCAGCGCCCGUCCACGUUCUUCCCGAUCAGGGCCGUAGCGCGGGUGGUGGAAGGGGACACGGCCGCCGUGGUGGACCCGCGGCUGCGCGGUGACCUGCUAGAGCACGCCUGCCGGUGGCAUGCUGGUGCAUCCAGGACCAGGAGGAGCACCGGCCGACCAUGGCGUAGGUCGUGCAGGCGCUGGAGGGCGUCAUCGAUGUCCACUACAGAAAAAUAG